UGAAUCGAAAAUGAUCAGCAGAUGUCAUUUUUCAGUACCGUUCUCGCUUCAGUUUCGCACCAUUCUCCGUUUUUCUUCAAGAAAAGUUGCUAAUUCCAGUUAAUUUCCUGAAUCAUGUCCGGUGUCAAACCGGAGGACUGCUUCACCUGCCUACGGCGGACGGACAACUUCCUGUGCAUCACCGAGCGGGACGAGGUGAGUGGCGAAAAUGUCGAAGCCGUCUUCGCGAAGCACUUCUGGUUCAACCAGGCCGAGUAUCGGAACAAAUCGGUGUGCACCAGCUGCUGGGAGAAGAUCGACGAUUUCCACAAGUUCUACUGCGAGGUGGAACGGGUUCAUACCCCGGCGGCAACGGCGAUGCUCGAGUUGGUCAAAACCGAAACGAUCGAUUGCGACGGGAUAGAGGUGGAAAUGCAUGUGAAGGAAGUGGAUCUUGAGGAGAGAGGUGAAGUAUUUGCCAUGGAAAUGCAUAAGCUGGAAGUGAAGGAAGAAGAAGGAGAAGAUGAAAAACCUUUAGCGAAUAAUGAUGGUGAAGAAGAAGCCAGUUCGGACGAUGAUCGCGAUGAUCACGAGGAGCAGGAUGAUACGAACUGGAAAGCGCCGGUAACAUCGGAUAGUGGAUCGGAUUCGGAUAUUCCGCUGGCGCGGCGUUUGGCAUCCAGAAAGAGGAAACGGGUGUUCAAAAAGCGAGUCUUCAAGAAGCCGAAGCUCAGAAAAGAGAAAGCUGACAAUGAGGAAAUGAACGACUUUAUUCGUUCGCAGAUGGACAUCACCUGCCAUAAGUGCGCCGAAUUGGGCAUAGAAAACGAGGAGGUAUUCGAAUCGUUCUACCGUUUGAGAGUCCAUUUCAAGAUGUGUCACGAUACGUACGGGUACGUGUACUGCUGCAACCGAAAAUGGGCUUCAAAGACUGGAUUGGUGGAACAUCUGAGGAAUCAUGAGCCGAUGAAGGAUGAUCAGAGCCGAUGUGUGGAAUGCAACUGCAUUUUCAAAGACAAGAGCAGCUACGCAAAUCACAUGUUCCUGGUGCACACUCCAGAUGAUCAGAAACAAUUCAAAUGUGAUCGCUGCGAGAAAGCCUUUGCUGCGGAAGAUCUACUGAACAGUCACAUCACGUGGCACGAGGAAGUCGAGAAGAGAAAUCAUCGUUGUCAGAUCUGCAACAAAUAUUUCAUCAGCUCGAGGAACUUAGAGAAUCACAAUCUAAACCAUCAUCAGUUCGGCGAAAGCUCGAACCAGGAUAUGUCUAUGGGCGAGGCGGGCCUAGAGUUGGACGAGUCGUCCAAAUCUUCCAGACUUAAGCGAACCGCAGAGGAUUUGGCCAAAGAGGACGAUUUGAUCAAACAGUUCGUGGCUUUGAAUUGUUCCAAAUGUGACUUCGUCGGCGAAACGUUCAACAAACUAUCCUAUCACGCCCUAAAGAAGCAUAACAUGAACACCCAUUCGGUUAUCUGCUGUGAUAAGAAGUUCGGAAAGCGUCAGCGACUGUACGAACAUUGCUUGCGCCACUUGAACCCAGAUCAUUUCAAAUGCGACAUCUGCGGAAAAACGUACGCCGACAGCUCCGGGUUGCAAAUUCAUAAGUGGUGGAUUCACACGCCGAUCUCGGAGCGGCCUUUCAAGUGCGACAUCUGUGGAGCUGCCUUCGUCAAGGAUUAUCUCCUAAAGCAGCAUACCAAGUGGCAUGUGAACAAGGAACGCAAAACGCACUUUUGCGAUAUUUGCAAUCGCUCUUAUUCGAACUCGAUGCAGCUGAGGGCUCACCAGCAGAAGAAGCAUGGCGCCGUAUGUGAUUGGGUUUGCGACAUUUGUGCGAAAGGUUUCAUACACCGCUCGUUGCUGGAGGAACAUCGGCUGACGCACACCGAGGAAGGGCUGGCCAGUCUGAAGAUGCAAUGCGAAAAGUGCCAGCGAUGGUUGAUCAACAAGAAAAGCUACUUGCGCCACCGAAGGCGAUGCCUGGAUACGAGCGGGCCGGUUACGUGCGACAUCUGCGGCAAAGAGUCGGUCAAUGAGGCCGCCCUAAUGGGACACAAGAAUUUCCACCACUCCAAACGGCCACUUUUCCGGUGUACUUUCUGCGGGAAGGAAUGCAAGACGCAGCUACGUUUGAAGGAACACGAAGCAACCCAUACGGGGGUGGUUUUGUAUCAGUGUCCGCACUGUCCGAGGACCUCAAACUCCAGCUCUAACAUGUACACGCACAAGAAGACGGCGCACCCGGAGCAGUGGGCCGAGGAGGUGUCGCAGCGGCACUACACUAGAUAAGCAUGGAAUAAACAUAAAUUUGUAGAUACUAUUAUUGUCAAUAAAUUAGCGAAAAACGCAAUUUCGAAGGAUUAAA
Armigeres subalbatus is the source of this 2344-nucleotide messenger RNA. Its product is annotated as transcription factor grauzone-like. Gene Ontology annotation, cellular component: nucleus. The record is from RefSeq and is a predicted model, not a curated record. Gene Ontology annotation, biological process: regulation of transcription by RNA polymerase II. Gene Ontology annotation, molecular function: RNA polymerase II transcription regulatory region sequence-specific DNA binding; zinc ion binding; DNA-binding transcription factor activity, RNA polymerase II-specific. The transcript has 3 exons. NCBI's taxonomy places the organism in Eukaryota, Metazoa, Arthropoda, Insecta, Diptera, Culicidae. The coding region runs from base 115 to 2268 and encodes 717 amino acids.